UUAGAGCACCACCAACGUCUACAGUUGUAUAUCCAAUCGUUUCAAGAUUUUUAAACUGAAAAACUGGACACAAAUAACUUUACAACGGCUGAACAAAGCCUAAAAGUUCUGGGUAUCACGAGACUACUUGCGAAAAGGAGGGUUCUAGAAGCCAGAGCGAAGCUAGGCUCUAACUAAGCGACGUGCGCUGUCACUUGACGGUCGGAAGUGUGUUCGUGCGCAUAGCAAAACAUCUUCGACCUGGUGUCACUAGGCCUAGCUUAUUACUUUCAGAUCUGUUGGGAGUGAGGAGACUGUUUCUAGAUUUUACGAACAUAUUCUCACAAUGACACAGGAGAUCAAAAAGCAUUUCCACAUGCUAAUGGAAACAGUUGAUGGCCUUGAUGCCAUUGUUGUUUCAGAUGCAGAUGGUGUUCCUGUACUCAAAGUUGCGAAUGAAAGCACACCAGAACAAGCUCUCCGACCAAGCUUCUUGUCCACAUUUGGUUUGGCCAGUAACCAAGCCAGCAAGCUCGGACUUCACAACAAUAAAAUUAUCCUGUGCACAUACCAGAAUCACCAGGUUAUUAUGUUCAACAAGUUACCGGUGGUAAUCACAUUAAUAGCAAAGUUAGAUGCCAACUGUGGUAUGUUAAUAGCACUGGAGGAAUCCUUUGACGAGGUCUUACAGGAGUUGAAAACUGCUGUUGAUGUUCCUGCAAAUAGUUGAGCUUAGUUGGGAAGAGAUGUCUCAGGGAAGCUUGGCUUUUUUUUUUUUUUUUUUUUUUUGCUAUGUCAACAGUGAUGUCAUAUGGAGCACUUUAUGACUGUUCAAUUUGCUCCACAACAUCUUACACCUGUUACAUAAAAUGUAUCUGCCAGGGUUUUGUGCAAACUGUUUUCCAGACAAAUACAGCAACAAAUGUACAUGAACAAUAUACAAAGGCAAUGUGUUGACCCAUUUUUAUUUUAAAAUAAUUUCUUUGACUUCAUAAGAAAUACAAUUUACCAUUCAUUUCUGUGAACAGAGGUAUUCAAAAUGGGUGGAUAGAAUUAGAACACUGAAUAUAUACAGUAAUAUCAGGUGGCAAACACUUGUAAAUUGUUGGUUGUUGGUGUUUAUGAAGUUUCUGGGAGAUCAUGAAGCUUAAAUUGAAAACAAACUUUGUGUUAACACAUGUUUGUUUAUACAGUAUUUAAAAUAGAUGAAGCCCUAAGGACAAUGCAUUCCAAUCAUAAAUCUUUUUAUUUUUUUUUUUUUUUUGGUUAACUUCCUUUAUUGGAGAAUAUUUUUGUACUAUAAAUUUAAGAAUGUACACAAUAGGAAUGAUGAAUUAUGAUUAGGCUAAAAAAACAUUGUUGUGUUGCCCAUGCAUAGUGGUAUUUGGGAAUUUGGGUUGGACUGUUGGCAAUGUUUUUUUGAGUACAGGCCUAACAGUAGUCCUUGUUCUUGGUUUCAAGACCAACCAUUAAUCUCUCUAUACAUUUUGACUGGUAAAUAAAAGAUGGUAACCACAAGGCUAAACACCAUAUUCUGAGAGAGCGGGAUAUAUUUCUAUAGGGCCACCAUAUUUCCAGAGGACUGCUGUAGUUCCAGAGAGCUACCGUAGCUCCAGAGGUUUACUAUAGUUCUACAGGGCUACCGUAGUUCCAGAGUGCUACCAUAGUUCCAAAGGGCUACCAUAGUUCCAGGGGGCUACCAUAGUUCCAGAGUUCUACCAUAGUCCCAGUAGUUCCAGAGGGCUAUUUUAGUUUCAGAGAUCUACUAUAGUUCCAGAGAGCUACCAUAUUUCCAGAGGACAACUGUAGUUCCAGAGAGCUGUCGUAGUUCCAGAGGGCUACUGUAGUUCCAGAGGACAAAAUAUAUAUGUUUAUAUAAUUAAUGAAUUCUUAAUAUCAUGAAUUGAGAAAUAAAAUAAGUUCUACUAAAAUGCUUGUAAGUGGAAA
Anneissia japonica is the source of this 1926-nucleotide messenger RNA. Its product is annotated as ragulator complex protein LAMTOR3-A-like. Gene Ontology annotation, biological process: cellular response to amino acid stimulus; positive regulation of TOR signaling. The coding region runs from base 326 to 709 and encodes 127 amino acids. The record is from RefSeq and is a predicted model, not a curated record. Lineage: Eukaryota; Metazoa; Echinodermata; Crinoidea; Comatulida; Comatulidae. The transcript is spliced from 7 exons. Gene Ontology annotation, cellular component: Ragulator complex.